AUGUCAGACUACAUUCCUUCGGAAAUCCUAGUGGAAAUCUUCAAAAGACUUCCUGUGAAGUCAGUUCUUCAACUAAGAUCCCUCUCAAAACGAUGGAAAUCUUUGAUUGACAGCUCUGAGUUCAUUGCUGGUUACGGGGCCCACCAAACUCAGCCACGGAGUCUACUUGUAACCUACAACGAUCCAGAGAGCCAACACCGGGACCAAACAUAUGCUUCAUUGGUUGAUGAUGAGACCUUCGUCCAACAAGAGAUCCGUCCAAUGCUUCCUGAGGUCACUAAACAACUUUUGAUGUGA
This is a messenger RNA of Lactuca virosa, 297 nucleotides long. The record is from the annotation of a GenBank genome assembly. NCBI's taxonomy places the organism in Eukaryota, Viridiplantae, Streptophyta, Magnoliopsida, Asterales, Asteraceae.